This is a messenger RNA of Guillardia theta CCMP2712, 1128 nucleotides long. RefSeq lists its product as hypothetical. The coding region runs from base 1 to 1128 and encodes 375 amino acids. The record is from RefSeq and is a predicted model, not a curated record. Lineage: Eukaryota; Cryptophyceae; Pyrenomonadales; Geminigeraceae. The transcript has 7 exons.
AUGGCUCUUGCUCAGAGUGACGUCGCAGAUCCGACAUGCUCGGGCGAGUGUGAAGCGGAGGAGCCCCUGGCGACGCCAGAGGUUGUUCUACUAUGGCCGGACGAAGGAAGAGUCUUCAAGAAUGGCAGCAACAUCGUCGCUGCCCUGGUGACGGCGAGGUUUGACACGCCUAGGGAGGGCUACAUCCACCUCCUCCUCAAUGGGUACCCUGAAGCGAACUUUACCCCGCAUGCGCAGGACACGGAGGGAAACAGGCGUCUUCACAUCGUGCUUCCGCCCAUCGCAGACGGGGGAGUGUCGGUAGAGGUUCAGUGUCGAUCGCCAAAAGGGAAACUGCUGGCCAAGGCAGGAGCAACGUUCUUUGUUCAGAGUAAUAUAUCGCUGCCAUCAACAAAGUCGUCUAUGAUAUGGGAGAAGCCAGGAUCUUGCCAUGACGUCGGAUUCUGCGAUCAGAGGAAAGAUUGUAACAACCACGGGGAAUGUCGCAAUGGAGCUUGUAUUUGUGAUGCAAACUGGGCGGGUAAGCCUUUUGUCAUCGUUUUUCAUGGGAAGGACGAGAUAAAUGAUGAUGGCGACGAUGAUGAUGACGAUGACGAUGACGACGACGACGACGACGAUGACGAUGAUAUGAUGAUGAUGAUGGAGUCGAGACUGAUGGAUAUGAUGAUAAUGGAGACGAUGGUAGGAGAGAUGAUGACCGUUGAGAUGAGAAACAUGACGAUACUGCUGUUUUCAAGGUUGGUGGUGGUGGUGGUGAUGAUGAUGGCGAUGGUGAUUGAUGAUAAUCCUGAUGAUGAUGCUGAUGCUGAUGCUGAUGAUGCUGCCGAUGGUGACAUCUUGCUUUCAGGGGACACUUGCGAUCAUGACAUCUUGAACAAUCCAACGUAUCUGCCUGACAUCCAUCCCCUCGAAUCGCCCUCCUUGUGCCACAAGUCAGCUUCAUGGGAAAACUUGUCUGCGAUGCUGCUGAAGGAGCUUCAAAGUUUACACUCACUUGGCCAUUGCUCUGACGAGAGCAGAGUCAUGUGGUUUGCUGCUCCUCAUCAUGGUCUGGGAGGAAACAUGCACAUCCUUACCGUCGCGCUCACACACGCGCUUGCGAACUCCAGGGCGAUGGGAGUUGUGUGA